Molecule: messenger RNA, 1610 nt
Organism: Xenopus laevis (African clawed frog)
Lineage: Eukaryota; Metazoa; Chordata; Amphibia; Anura; Pipidae
Gene: nob1.S
Product: NIN1 (RPN12) binding protein 1 homolog S homeolog
Biological process (GO): ribosomal small subunit biogenesis; maturation of SSU-rRNA
Cellular component (GO): nucleus; preribosome, small subunit precursor
Molecular function (GO): RNA endonuclease activity
Source: RefSeq, marked provisional
GGGCGGGGCGUGUAGGAAGAUGGCGCUCACCAAAGUGCAGCACGUUGUGGCUGACGCAGGUGCUUUCCUUCGGAAUGCGGCUCUUCAGAAUAUCGGAACAGAUAUCUACACCGUGCGGGAGGUGGUGAGUGAGAUCAGGGAUAAGGAGACCAGGAGGCGACUGGCCGUUCUGCCUUAUGAGCUGCAGUUCAAGGAACCGAACUCGGAGAACAUUCAGCUCGUGACUGAGUUCUCCAAAAAGACAGGAGACUAUGCCAGCCUUUCAUCUACAGAUAUUAAGGUUCUUGCUCUCACGUACCAGCUGGAGGCUGAGCAUGUUGGGAAGGAACACCUCAAGACAGAACCCUCUCAGAAGGUUUCUAUCAGCACCACAGCUCGGCAUCCAGAGGCUCCUGUUAAUGUUGCAGGAUUUCAUUUCCCUUCUCAGACCACAAAUAAAAAGGAUUGUUGCCCAAGGGAGCCCAAUGAAGAGAUAAAGUCUGCCUCUCAUUUGAUGUCCGAAGAUACAGAGUUUGACUCUUUCUUGUUCUGGAGAAGCCCUUUACCAAACAUUGAGGAUGACCUGUUAGAGUUGAUGAAUGCCCAAGUUGUGUCUGUUACCCCUAACACUGAUCAAGAAGCAGUAGGUCUGAAGGAUGAGAGCCAUGCUUUAGAGGAAUUACCAGAGGCUGAGACAUCCAGUGAGGGAGGAAAUGAUGAUGAUGGUUGGAUCACACCUGGUAACAUUAAACAGAUCCAGCAAGACAUGGGAGUGAGAGAGGCUCCAGUGAAUGUUGUUGUUGGUUGUCUGACAACAGAUUUUGCUAUGCAGAAUGUUCUCAUCCAGAUGGGGCUCCAUGUGUUGGCUGUUGAUGGAAUGCUGAUUCGCCAGACUAGAAACUACAUUUUGCGAUGCCAUGGCUGUUUCAAGACUACCUCUGAUAUGUGCAAGACCUUCUGUCCUAAAUGUGGAAAUGCAACUCUAAAAAAGGUGGCUGUGUCUGUCGCUGAGGAUGGCAAUUUUCACAUGCACUUAUCCAAAAACCCCAAAGUGCUCAAUUCUCGUGGAAUGAGGUAUUCUCUGCCAGCCCCACAAGGUGGAAAGCACGCUAAAAAUCCUUAUCUAGUGGUGGACCAACAUUUUCCACAGGAGCGUCUGUCUAAGAAGGCUAAAGCCAAGACUGAUGUUUUCAACCCAGAUUACAUAGCAGGGUUAUCGCCCUUUGUAGAGAAUGACAUUUACAGCCGGGCCGCUAAUCUUCAGAUCCGUGAUGGAGCCCUGGGAGCUGGUCGCAGGCGUGUCAAUCCCAACACCUCUAGAAAGAAGGGUGUAAAGAAAAGAUGAGCCCCCCCCACACAAUACACAGGUUGAGUUGGCUGGUCUGGAGGCUUCUUUCUUAUGCAAAGAGAGGAUCAUAUUUAUUGGACAAGCUUGUUUUUUCACUGUUGAAGCUGUUCGGUGCUGCCUGUGAUUCCGAGUCCAACGUUAGGAGUGCCAAUUUGUUUUGUAAAUGCAGCAAUAAGGCAGUUGGUAAUAGUAAGAGCUUGUUAUUUUUAGCAUAAGAUUUAUUGUAGCAGUUGAGUUCACAUCUUGGCUGUUUUUUUAUUGAAUAUUAAAUCUUCAGACUAUA